This is a messenger RNA of Cladocopium goreaui, 16659 nucleotides long. The record is from the annotation of a GenBank genome assembly. NCBI's taxonomy places the organism in Eukaryota, Dinophyceae, Suessiales, Symbiodiniaceae.
GUCAUUGCCUCCAUUCUCUUGCAGGUCCGUGCGGGUGCGUCGCCGAAGGCCUUAGAUCUGGCGCAGAUGAUGCUGCAGAAGGCUCCGGUGGAUGUGGCCGCGUUCUCGAAGGGCAAAGUUCCUUUCAACCGAGGAGGCAAGCUCUCUGUCUACCAGGAGAGCGCUGUGCUGGGGGCGCUAAGGAAUUGCGCUGGUGCACUUAGUGACCUGGUCGAAGUAGGUGGGGGAGGACCGUUCGGGGCUGGUGGCCCUGGCGCAGUUGCUGCUCCGGCAGAGGAGAUCGGUAGGUCACCCGUGGUGGAAGAACCCAAUAAGGUAGAAGAGCCAGAGAAGAAAGAGAAAAAGGAGGAAGCUAGCAAGAAGGACAAAUCCAAGGAGGCCAAGAAGGCCAAGGCCGCAAAGAAAGAAAAGAGAAGGUCAAGUAAGAAGGCUAGGAUUGAAAAAGAGAGGAGCCGAAGCAAAUCAAAAGGAAAGAGAAGCCCUGAGAGCGGGGAAAGGAAGAGGACGGAUCGGGGGACAGCCCUGGAGUCAACUAGUAGCAGGAUUGGACAUCGAAAAGACAGGGACGACGAACCUUUGCGACGAGAAAGCUCAAGGAGAAGAGAGGAUAGAAGAGAGGAACAAGAAGAUAAGGACAAGGAAGUCCGAAGACAUCCAGAGCGAUUUGGCUUGGAGCACCUCCCCAUUAGAGGUUCAGCAGGCAGGCACCUCAGUGGACCGCCCAUCCCUGCAGGACACCGUCGUCCGCCAGAGCCAGCCGGUUCGCCACCCAGUCGAGGAGGAGCGACAGAAGAGAGACAGAACUCCGAUCAGAGAGGGAGAGAUUACGGGGAACACAGCCCUGAGCAGAGGAAGCCCCCUAGGAUGAAGGCCAAAGCACAAGCAAAAGGAGGAGCCAGGGGCCCGGGUCGGGGAGUUGCAGCCCUUCGACGCCCAGCAGGGGCCGAUACCCGAGGAGAAGGCAGAGGAGAUCACCUAGCAUCUUGGGAGGCUGGACACACUCUGAGAGGAGCAGAGUUGACAGUCGACUGGGCCUUGAAAGCACAGCACCUGGUCGUGGAGGAGGCACAGUACUUCCACAAGGCCUGCAAAGUGUCUGGAGAGGUCCUCGGAGCGGGCCUGAGCGGAGCGCAGGUGUGCUUGUGUCUUCGCCCCACAGGCACGACCGACGAGGCCAUUCUGAAGUUGCAGUCCGGGACCCCGCAUCUCGAGCUUCGGGUGAUCCUAUGCCCGAGCGACUGCAACCACGAAGAAGCGGCGGAGGACCUCGUCCACGGAGCUCGCAUCCGCAAACGAAAAGGCCCCGGUCAGGAAGAGCCAUGGGUAGACAACCUUCUCAAAGUUGCCCCACCCGAAGGCGAGGACGAGCUGGCCAGGCUUCGCGGUCACCUAGCCAGAGACGGGGAAACUCCCUUGAGGAAGGAACCAGGAGAGGCAGAGGCAGUAAAAGUGAAAAAGAAAAAGAAAGAGAAAGCCAAAGAGAAGAAGACAAAAAAGGAAAAGGAGAAGAGCAGGACAAAGAAGAGAGGUUCAAGCAGUCAGGCAUCGACUUCGGGGGAGGUAGCCCUGGAUGGCAGUCGGGCUCGACUGGCUGCUCAGAAGCCCGUCAGGAGCCUCUUUGGAGGCAUGGGAAUGGACCCGUCAGAGAAGGUCCGAAACAAGGUCAUCAAGCUGGCCAAGAAAUACGUCAGAAAGAAAGGGAAGAGGAGCAGUUCAGGCUCGGGGUCUUCGAGCGAGAGCUCCAGGAUGGCCCUGCUGGAGGACGAAGGCGACACAGUUUUCCAGCAGGCUGCACGGGUUCGGGGCAUAGCAGACUCCUAUCCAGGGGUCCUGUCUUUCCAGGCCCUGUCGCAGAUGCGAUCGAACUUGAUGCAGGGUCUGGGAGAGGAAGACCACACCUCCUCGACCAGGCCCGUUGCGGUACAAUACUACCGCCAGGUCCUCCAGAAGAAGUGCUCCGGAGGGGUCGCCCGAGAGCUCCUGAGCCUGUGUGCCACCGCAGAUUUCCUGGUGAAGGGAAGGGUCACUCAGGCCCUGGACCUCGUUUUCCAGAGGAUAAAGAGUGCCGAAUCAACCCUAAACGGCACCCACUGGACGGUGAGCCAAAAGCUGGAGCUACUCCCGGCCGAGCAGGCCACGUUGACGGGAGUCCCCGAAAUGAAAGAGGCGCAGAAGAUAGCCUUCGAAGAAUCGAAGACGCGAUGGAUGGCAUCGCUCCCGGAGGGGCGACCCUCGAACGGCCCGAAGGGAAGCGGCAAAGGAAAGCAGUCAGGGAAGGAGGAUUUCAGGAAGGGAAGCGACGCAAGGAAAGGAGGGAAAGCGCAAGGCCAGAAAGGAGAUUGGAAGAAAAAAGACGAAGGAGGAGGAGCGAAGGCCGAAGAGCCUUCGGGGGUUGAGAGCCCUGAAAAGGCCAGUUUGGAGGGCACUCGAACUGAGGAUGUUCCAUAUGAGGGAAGGACGGCAUUGGCUUCCCAGGCGCUGGUAAAGCAGCAGCCCUCCAGCCAGAGCGAUGUGGCCUAUGAGAAUGAGUAUAACGCUCUGGCGCAAUCAGUGCAUGUGGCCGCCCCGCCUUUUGAAAGAACCUCAGAGCCAAUGAGCUCUGACCAAGGUUCAGCCGUGGCCGGAGAUAGUUCGGAUGUCGGCAGCCGUGGGGUGAAAAAAUGCAUGGGACAGUCGGACUGGGAGGGUCUGAGGCUGGAGUCGUGUGGACCCCUGCUUUUGUUUAAGCUCUUAGAGGUCUUACCACUCUGCAGCCAGGACACGGGUAAGCGGGAUAAGGCGUUUAUUUUCCCCUUGCCUACCUCUAGGAGUUUUUUGCUUGAUUUUGACCCGUCGUUGAAUGAGAUGGAGCUAUCAUGGCUAUUGUGUGUCGUUUUGUGUCUCAAUUCUUUUUGGGGUGAUGGUCUUUAUUGUGAAGAAGAUGUGAACGAAGGGCAAAGAGCCUGCCUGUCGGGACUUGUCAAAGAGGUGCACAGGUUUUCAAACGUGAAUGCGGUGAUCCCAGAGAUGAGCUGGCAUGACUUGUUUGCUGUGCGAUCUAUUGACUAUAAAGGUGAUGAAGUUAGAGUGGCAAAGACGUUUUCAUGGCAUAAUGUGGCCCCUGCUUUGCCCAAUGACGUGGGUAAUGUCCCAUUGGAGGCAGUCUGUGAGUUGGGGUGCAGGGACUAUGUCCUAAACUUUGACCACUAUCUUAGGCCUAAGUCAGAGUGGGUGAUUUCUGCCGCCCCGAAAGUGAUGGUGAAGGACAUUGACUGGCCUGAGGUAUGUAAAGGUCUUGUGGAAAGCCGGGUAUGCGAGUUUAUCAUGGAGGAAGAGGUGUUUCAUACUGCUUCCGGUCCCUUGUUAAACGGGCUCUUUGGGGUAUCAAAGGAUGAGUCUACUGCUAGCGGAGUUGAGAUCUAUCGUUUGAUCAUGAAUCUCAUCCCUUUGAACCACCUGUGCAAGCCCCUUGCGGGGGACGUGGACUCCCUUCCGGCCUGGAGUACCAUGAAUCCCUUCUUUCUGCAGCCGGAUGAGAAGCUGCUUAUCAGUAGUGAGGACGUCAAAUGUUUUUUCUACACAAUGAGCGUUCCUCGAUGCUGGAUCAAGUUUCUCGCUUUCAACAAGUUAGUCCCUCUAUCAGCGUUGCCUCCUCAUUUGAAGGGCCGCAGGGUGUACUUGGCCAGCCGGGUAUUGCCCAUGGGAUUCUUGAACAGUGUCAGCCUGGCACAGCACGUUCAUAGAAACCUGGUCAAGUGGAGUUCCUCGCCGAGGUCCUCAGCGGGUGACGGGGUCAAUGUCCCUGAGGCAGAGCUGCGCCGUGAUCGGGGUUUUUCCCUGCAUAACCCUAACUGGAGGGUCUAUCUCGACAAUUACGAUCUGUUGGAGAAGGUCCAGAGGUAUGCCGCCAAUGAUCUCGAGGGUACCUGUGCAGCAAGCAUCCUGUCGUUGAGGCAGGAGUAUGAAAGAUGGGGUGUCCCUAGAAACCUCAAGAAGUCGGUUCAGCGAUCUGCAGUCUGCGAACUCCAAGGUGCAACGGUGGACGGUGAACUCGGGGUUGCGUACCCUAGAGAAUCCAAGCUGGCUAAGUAUUUUGGAUUGGCAGUCACUCUCUGCCAGCAGACACAAGCUACGCAGAAACAGUGGCAGAUAGUUUGCGGUGGACUGGUGUACUUCAGUAUGUUCCGAAGGCCACUUUUGGGUUGCCUCAAUCAAGUGUGGCAACAUAUCUUGGCCUAUGACAGGCUGAAGCGCCGGUAUUUGGACACGCCACCCGAAUGUCGGUUGGAGGUUUUGCGCUUCCUGGGCAUGCUCCCACUUGCGCUGUAUUGGCUGAGUUGGGAGCUUUCGGCUUCAGACGAGGUGGCAGUGGAUGACAGCGGCCCAGUGACGCAGGUAACUCUGGUGGGCCAGCAGCACCUGACGGAAGUUAUUCGGUCUGGUUGGAAUAAGGUGGAUGUGUCACGUCCUUUCCCUACUUUCACUACUAGUCACCCGCGCCCAAGAGCGGGAAGGAAGCCCGCAGGUGUCCAGCACUGCAGCUUGUCAGAGCUGGAAAGAUGGCACAUGGACUCUUUUCGGUUUCCGCCAUACCAGUACAAAGAUGGAAACUCCCUGUGCAACGGAGCCGGGGUCUAUCGGGUCCCUGACGUCUCUGAAAGGGAAUUGAUGCCUGGUUUUCCCCUUCACUACGCUGCGUCCUGUCUGCCAAAGUCUGAGCGGCGGAAGACCGAGUACAACGAUACCCGGCUCACUUUGUUGGGUAACAGUUGGUCCGUGCCAGUGGUCGCCACUUUGUUGAGUCAGCUGUUUGCGUGGCUGGGUUGGAUCCAUGCCAUGAGUCCACAGCAGGUGCUUGACGCUUGCCGGUCCGGAGAACAUCAAUUUGUGCAGGGGCGUCUUUGCCGUCUCCCUUUGAAUCCCUCAAGAAGCCGCAGUGACAUGGAUCCUUACCAGCUGGCGUUCAAGCUGGGGAACCUCGUGUCGAUCAAAGGUGAAGAUAUCCUCCUCUCUACCCCCACAUCUCAGAUGGUGAAAUUCCACCGUCUCCGAGCAAGUGUUCCGUCACGCCUUUGGCGGUGGCGCGUCAUCACCGGAUGGAAGUGGGUUCAUGCUAAGGAGCACAUCAACAGCCUCGAGCUCCGUGCGGUGCUUACGGCACUGAAAUGGAGAGUGGGUAAGCAAAGGCAAAUAGGUUGCAGAAUGGUCCAUUUGACUGACAGCCUGGUGUGUCUGCACACGCUGUCACGUGGCCGCAGUAGUUCCAGAAAGCUUCGUCGGACGAUGGCCAGAGUCAAUGCCUUGGUCUUGGCUGGCAAUGUCCAGGUGGUGUGGGCAUAUGUCCACACGGAUGAUAACCCGGCUGAUGCCCCUUCGCGUUGGGCACAGCGGGUAAAGACCAAGUUUAGGAAUGCCUCGAAAACGCGUGCUUGUCAGGUCUAUUUGUUUUUUCUGCACUUGGGCGCCUUGCAGUUGCAGCAGAAGCAGGCAGAAGCACUGAAGCUCUUGGAGGACUGCAAGCCGCUCUUGAAGCUGCCCUCGGAUGUCUCGGCACUGCGCGUGCAUUUGCUCUGGGAGGCAGGUCGUCAGAAAGAAGCCGUCAAGGAGGCCCGCGAGCAGCUGGUGGCGAGCCCUGGCAGCUGGGCGCAAGCGCAGGAUUUGGCGCGGAUGGUUUCGCAGCUCCCAGGGGAGGCCUCCUGUACACAGUUUGAGGUGCCCACAGUCACAACGCUUGAAGACGUGGAGACGCACCGUACAGAGGACGAGGUACGAAAUGCCCUGCUGCUGUUCCGCUACUGGCAACAGGUGCAGGAGCACAGCACGGCCACUGGGGGUGGCAGCGGCGUGAACCGCGUGGCAGUCCUGGGAGAGCUGGAACUGCGGAGGCAAGGGUUGUUUCAUGGCGUUGUCUGUGCUGGCAUCAGCUGCCAGCCCCAUUCGGUGUUGGGGGACCGUCGUGGCAUGUUGGCUGCGGUGUUGAUCCUUGAGUGCACUCCUGAGAUCUUACGAGAUGCCAAUGCCCAGGAGAUCAUCCGGCAGUUUGCCAUUGACACUGGCUUUCGGGUCUCCCAGACUAUCAUGAAGCUGGGGAAUGUUUGGUGCACCAGGAGAGACCGGUGGAUUGCUGUGUUGACUGCCCCUAUUGUUCAGCCUUGUGAGUUGUUGGACUUACCUGCAGUUACUCAGAUCAAGGUUGUGGAAGACUUGAUUCCUGAGUUUCGGUUGUGGCAUCAGUUUGACCAGGCUCAGCUUGUUCUCAACUUGUAUGAGCUGUCCAAGUACUAUCAGUAUGCGGCUGGUGGCAUGGAAUCUGUUUGGUUGAAACCCCAUGAGAAAUUGCCGAUGGAACAUGCGAGAUACCUACAUCCCCUUGAAAUGUGGGCCUUGAUGGGCGGUUUACCCAAUAUCUCCAUGGGCCACAACUUGCGAUUGGCAAUGGCAGGGGUUGGACAGGCAGUAGCUCCGAUCAUGGGGCUCUGGAUUUUUGCCCAGGUGAAGCGUUGCUUGGACUUGACACUUGAAGUUGCGACCCCUUGUGUUCCUUUGCAGGUUCUGCAGCCUUAUUUGGAUGAAGUUGUCUUGACUUGUCGUCAAUUGUGGCCUCCCCCCAUUGCUCCUACGGUGCUUGAAGCCGCGUCUGUUGAUGACCCUAUCGAAGAUGCAGUUCCUGAUCGGUCCACAUGUGUUCUGUCUUGGCCUUGCUCAGGUGAACCGGAGGUUGAAAUUCGGCUGUCUCCUGGUACGACGGGUCUUGGUUUGUUGCAAGCCCAAGAAAAGCUUGGGGCCAGUGUCCCUGGUUGUCGUUUGCGUGUUGAUGGACUUGACUUUGAUCCGGCACUUCCCAUUCCGGCGGGAUCCCUUGUGUCCCUUGUCCCUGCUGAUUGGAGUGAAGAUCAACUGCGUGCUGAUCCAGGUAUCCCUUGUUGUUUGGAUUGUCAUGGUGUUCUUGAACAUGCACUUCCAGAAGGAGCCUCAAAACCGGUUGCCAUUGUCAAGACAACCGAGCACCUUGCUGAGCUGAGGUUUCCUGACAUGCAUCGAUUGGCCAGGCAAGAUCUGCUGGGCAUGCAAGGACCAGUUUGGAGUGAUGACGAAAUCAUGCAUGGACUUCUCCAAAUUGCCAUCUUGACUGAAUCGGAUCAACAGGUUCAUGUGUGGGACCCUUUGCUUGUUUCGGGCCUUGUCCAAGAGCAUACAGCAGAGACUUGGAAGGAGCUUGUCUUGGCACUUGGACCGGUCUCUACUGUUAUCUCUGCGGUGCUGUUGGGGCAUCACUGGGUUCCUUUGGUGUGGCGUAUUGACAUGGUUGGGGUGGUGCUUCAUUCUCUGUCUGUCACUGCGGCUUUUGAGUCACAAAUGGAAUCUCUCAGCCAAGCCAUUGGACUUUAUCGGGGGGGAGCCAUGGGGGUCUGGAAAGCUCAUUCCACGGGUUUUGUUCCUGCGGGUCAUUGUGGUGCUAUGGUGUUGAGCUUUGUCCGGCACCUGUUGUGGGGGCAUUCCAUGGUUUCUGACCAAGUUGAGUUGGAGCAAUUUGCAUCUCGUGUUCGUUUUGAGUUUGCUGAUGGAUUGCCUGAACCAUGCCAACGUCCCAGGCUUGCUGGGCUUGGAGUUUCCGUGCACACCAGGUUGGCAGAGCUGUUGGCUCAACAUGGCGUCCCUGAAGCCGAGGCAGGAUCACGGGCUACUGCAGUCCUGAAAGCACUUGGUGAAGAAGGAGUCCAACGUGCAUUGGAUGCCCCCAAUCCUUGGCGUGACUUGAAAUGGUUAGGCAAUCAGCUCAGACCUCCUUACAUGCUGAUUAAGCCUGCUGAGCUUCAGAUGCAAGUCCAGAAACGUCGACAUGAUCAGCCAGUUGGGCAUAAGAAGCACAAAUCGACCAAAGGAAAAGGCAAAGGUCACCAAGGUGGUUCCAGUGUUGACCCUGCCCUUUUGCGACUUGAGCAUGGAAUUUUCCAGAGUGAUAGCGGUCAGGGUUUGAGCCAGUUGCCGCUGCCACAAGUUGGUCCAUCAGCUGCAGGUGUUGCUGUGGUUUCAUCAAGCUGCAUUGAACCCUACCUUAAGGCACUGAACCCGAUCUCUGCCGGGCCCUUGGCGUUCUUUGUUGUGGAUUCGGAUGGACUUUUCAAUACGUCUUUUCCUGUCUCUCCUGAGAGGGUUCCACUGGUUUGUGCUGCCAAUUCAGAGCCGUUGUUGGUCGAUGGAUUUCUUGUGCAACUUGGUGCGGUUCGUGUGCAGCGUGCCCCUGCUCAGUUGUUGCUCAUCCUCUCCAACACAUCUUUGACAGGAUUCCUCCGAUGCAAUCAUGCACUGACUCUGAAUGCACUGGAUGUGAGACCGAUGCGGCGCAGCUGCUUCUCCAGCGGCAGACCAUCCAACAUGUUGUCGGCAUGGCUCGGUUGGGUCACAAAGUUGGUCUUAGGAAGACGACAAACCUUUUUGGUGGGCCCUUUUCCUUUCGGCACACUGCAAGCAUCCGUGGCUCAGGCCUUGUUGAGUGCAGGAUGGACAGCCAAACCCAUCCAAGCUGUGCCUGCCAAGUCUCAUGUCCAAGGUCUGUUGUUUCGUGUCCAGUCGGUUCAGGACCCACCCUUGAAAGUUUUGCGUAUGGUCCAUGGAGAUGUCAUGAUUGCCAAGGAGGAUGAUGCUAGCCAGCCAUCCCGUUCAGAGCCGAAAGUUGUUGCCACUUUGGCCACUGAAUCAUUUGUCUCCAAGGCAUGUGAGGUUGACAUGAUUCAAAAGAAUGACCCAUGGGCCAAGGCAGCUAGCAAGCUCCAGUCCAGACCUCAAAGCUUUCAAAUUGGCAAUCCCCUGGAAGAUAUGACCCAAAAGGUUGUUGCUGAAGUUUUGGCGCAGCUCCCGAAAUCCAGCAUGGAGGUGGAUGAUGAUGCAGUGGACAGCAGGGUUUCCAAGCUUGAAAGCCAGGUCCAGGAGUUGCAGGGCCAGGCUCAAUCCUUGAUCACCAGCACACAGAUGCAUGCCCAAGAUGCCGCGGCCCAGUUUCAGGACAUCCGUACUCAGGUGCAACAGCAGGGCCAACAGUUUGAAACAGCCAUUCAGGCUCAGGCAGCAUCCAUCCAAACCUUUCAGGAUGUGUUCCAAGAGCAGUUUCGGCAGCAGGUCUCGCACCAGCAAACUAUGUUGGACAAUAUGUUCAACAAGCAGAUGACCCAGUUCGAGACGUUGCUGGCCAAGCGACCCAGGAGUUGGUGGCUCUAUGUGGUUGCGUACGUUUUGGGCAACACUUUGGGAUGUCUCACGUGGUUGCCACUUUUGCUCUUCCUUGGCGGUUUUCGAGUUGGGGAAGCGUCGCAUCCGGGUCCUGAAUCAGCUGAUUCUGUCUGGUCUUUGGGCGUUGCCAACCCUUCAGGCUUAAAUGGUAAGCUCGACCAGAUCAAUCAUAUGCAUGGCCAAGCAUGGAUUUUGAGUGAAACGCAACUUUCACGCCAGGGCCUUUCUGGGUUUGUUAAGGGCUUGAAGAUGUUGCGAAGUCCAUGGAAGUAUGUUGUGGCUGGUGCUCCGUGCCAGCCGCGUCAUGGCACUGACACCGGAUCGCACUCGGGAGUGAUGUUUCUCUCAAAAUAUCCGGCUAGGGCUCUUCCUCACACCUUUGAUGCUGAUGCCUACGUGUCUGGGCGCUUGCAGGUUGUUGGUAUGGCAGUUCAUGAUGUCUGGGUGACCGCAGGCCUUCUCUAUGGUAUGCCCAUGAAUGCCAAUCACAAACAGGCCAGGUACCAAACAGAUGCGCUGCUGGCUGAGUUGGUUGACAGGGCUACGGGACGGGGGGCCAAAAGGAUUGAUCAGCUUUGGAUUUCUCCCGAACUUCAGUUGGUCUACCGAGGUGUGUCUGUGGACUUUACCUGUUGGGCUGACCAUGCGGCCAUUUCCGCUCAAUUCUCUAUCUCGGGUUUGUCACCGCAGGUGUUGCAUUGGCCCAUGCCGGCACCUUUUCCGUGGCCUUCGGAUUGGACUUGCUGUGUGGCUUUUGACCCCGAAAGUGAUCUGACUCUGGAAUAUGCGAAGUUGUGGGCUCAGGUUGAAACGCAAGCCAAACUGUGGAAUCAACACCAUGGGUGCUUUGUUGCCAAGAGCCAAUGUGGCCGAGCCAGCGUGUUGGACACCAAAGUCAAGCAUGGUCAUCACUGUCCUUUGAAAAAGGCUCGGGUCGGGGACAUUCAGCCUCAGUACUUGGGAGUCAGUCUCCAGCAUGCUCGAUACUUCAAGCAACUUCGUCGUCUUCAGUCGCUGUGUCGGGUGCUGGCCAAGGGGGUCUCCACUGAAUCUGGGCAGGUCAACCGUGAUGAAACUUGGCGUGCCAUUCGUUGUGCUGCUGGCUUUCCUGGCGGUUUUGGACUUUGGUGUGUUGACCAUGGUUUGUUGCCGGGGGCGGGUUCUUAUCUUCCCCUCACAUGCCCUCACCUUGAUGUUGUUCAGGCACUCUUUGAUGGAUUCCAAACUUUUGUUAGAUGUUAUGAACAGGAGUUGGCUCGACAAAGGUAUCAACAUGCCAGGACCCGACGGGCCAACAAUCUUGCGUACGUCUUUCAAGACUGUAAGGAUGAUCCCCUCCCUAAGGCUGAUGUGCUCUUGGAUCGGGUCGAGAUCUCUGUGGAGGAGGUGCGGGAGGAGGAUUCCUCUGUUGUUCUCACGGGCCCUACCACUCUGCUUGAUGGAGUUCCGGUGGUGAUUCAAGGAUCCGUUGUUGAUGUUGUUGCUCAUUCGGAAGACCAGCUCUGGGUUGAAUCAGUUGAAGGCCUUCGGGCUGGUGAUGUUCUCACACAGGAACGUCCGGUCACCUCAGAUGUUGCGAUCCUGCAACGCUUUGCUGAAGCAUGGGAGCCCCGGUGGAAUAAGGCUUCCCAUGUGUUGCCUGGUCAAUGGGAUCAAAUCUGUGGAUUUUUGGAACGCGUGCUCCGUCCUAUGGCUUGGCCUUGUGCUGGUUGGACUACUGAGGGGUUUGCUCAGGCAGUCAAGUCCAAAAAGACCCGUGCGGCUAAAGGACCUGAUGGUGUCUCUCAGCCAGACCUUGUUGCUCUUCCUCUGGGUGCGUGCUCAGCUCUGGUCAGCUUGUACAAUGCGGUUGAGGCUGGCUCGCCUUGGCCAGCUCAGUUGGCUAACGGGUUUGUCUCUAGCCUUGCCAAGCGACCCGAUGCUCAACAGGUUGAUGAGUUUCGUCCAGUGGUGGUUUACAGCUUGCUUUAUCGGGUUUGGUCUUCGGAAAGAGCUCGUGAAUCCCUGAAAGCCUUAGCCCCUGUUUUGCCGCACAGUGUUCAAGGAGGUGUUCCAUGUCGCCAAGCGAAAACUAUCUGGUAUGAGUUGGCCACUGCCCUUGAACAAGCCUACCUUCAGGGCACCGGGCUUCAUGGUCUUCUGAUGGAUAUUCAAAAAGCGUUCAAUAACCUACCCAGGCUUCCCCUCUGGCGUGCUUUGUCCUUGUUGGAUUUUCCCAAGGGUCCUCUGACUGCGUGGCAGAACUUUGUUGCGCGCCAGACACGGCGCUUUAAGAUUAGGCGUUCAGUUGGUGCACCUCUGGUUUCCAAUUGCGGCUUGCCUGAGGGUUGCGCGUUCUCUGUGUUUGGCAUGGUGGUGGUUGAUUGGAUUCUGGAUUUGUGGCUCUCCGCUCUCGAUGUUGGAAUUUCCUUGCGAACCUUUGUCGAUGAUUGGGGUUUGCUGUUCCAGGAUGCAUCCAUCUUUGACCGGGUGUUGCGUGCUGGUGCCCUCCGGGGGCUCAAAGCUGAUAGAAAAGGGGCCAAUCCGUUCUUGCACUUGGCCACCUCCUCUUUGGAAUCUGACCCGGAAGCUUGGGCUACGCUUCAAACCCUUCGUGAUGCCCGUGACCAAAGCUGUCCUGCUCGUACUGAGGCUUUGUUGGGGUUGUUUUCUCAGAUUGCUGAUGUCCCUGCCAAUGGUCCCACUGCUGUGCUUUUGUCCAGGAUUCGAAGGUUGGGAUGGGCGGUUGGUGGACAGGGCUUGCUCCAAGAUCGUUUUGGGACCUUCAGUCUCUUCUCAGUUAGUUGGGAUGAACUCCAACUUCGGCUGCGGUUGGCUUGGGGUGCAGUUUUGGCCAGUGAAGUUGCACACCGGCCCACUUUUGGUGGUCUUGAAAAUGCUGACCUUCCGGAGCUCCACCGGAUGCUGCGCCAGUUUGGCCCUGCUGACCAGGUUUACCUUCGGUGUCAUCUGGAUGGAACCUUGUUUACACAGAAUGCGCGGGCCAAGUUUGAGCCGGGCACUUCGGCCAAGUGCCCUUGGUGUGACCAAACAGAUGGAUUUCACUACCGGGCUUGGAUUUGUGCCCAUUUUGCCCCAUGUCGUGCGCACUUUACCCCUGCUCAGCUUGCGGUUGUUGCGUCUUUACCUCCGUGCUUGCGUGACCAUGGUUGGCCUGUGGUGUUACCUGAAUGGGAGGUCUACAUCCGUCAGUUGUUGCGGGAUGAUGGACUUUGUCGGAUGUCACCAACAGUUCCCCCUGCCCCUUCUGGCGAUGUUCUUGAGCUUUUCCUGGAUGGUACAGGUGCUUGUCCUGAAGAACCAAAAUUGAGGUUCGCAGCUUGGGCAGUCACACUUGCAACUGGUGGCGUUGGUACAUUGGAUAACAUGAUUUUGAUGGGCGGACAUGUUACAGGUAUGUGCCAGACACCAUUCAGAGCUGAACUGAUGGCGGCGUACUAUGCAAUCAGGUGGGCUGUCCAGCGGCAGCAGCAGGUCCGACUCUGGAUCGACUGCCAGGGCGUGGUGAAGGGUCUCAGGAGGGUCUUGCAACGCUUGCCACUCAAGCGAAAUCGACCACACUCUGACCUAUGGGCUGGCAUUGUGGCGCUGCUGGGGGAUACAGGGCAUCAGUUGAUCCAGGUGAGAAAAGUUGUUUCGCACGGGCAGGUUUCUCUGGCCACGGGGCCAUUGGAAGAAUGGGCUUAUUGGCACAACAAUUUGACCGACCAAGCAGCAGAUGGGAUCAACAGUCGCAGAUCACCAGAGUUUUGGCAAGCGUGGGUUGGAUUGGCUCAAGCCUUGGAGUUUCAUCGUGGCCUUCAUGAGGCCAUCUUGAAGAUGCUCUUGCAGACAUCCCGACUUGCGGCAGCUGAUAAGGGUGCAAAGGUGGACAGGCCACCUCAAGUUGUGGUACAGCAGGUGGCACAGCAUGUUCCAGCGCAGUGGGACAUUCCAGGCAAACUGCUUCCGCGGUAUGGGCAUGACAACUUGAGGUAUCUACAUCAGUGGUGGCAAGUACAGGGUUCUGCCAUGUUACAGGGUGACACUCCACUGGUGAUGAUUUCAGGCCUUCAGCUCUACUGUGCGUUUAACCUCUUUACUGGUUUUGAGGGUCCGUGGUGCCAUAAAAAGAAGUGGUAUGCGGCAGCCGACCAGGCUCCACCACAGGCAAGGCUGGAGUGGGGAAGCAGAUGCAAACUUUUCCUUAUGAUGUGGAAAACGUAUCUGAAAGCGCAGGGGGUCAAUGUCCCACAGAAGAUGACCAGGCCUUUUUCUGCUGCCAUUUCGCGCUGGCUUGUUUGCUAUCGACUCAGAUGGACGAAGGAUCAGAUCGACCGUGUUGAUAGCAUUCUGUUUGGCCAGCUGCAACGUCAGCUGAUCACCGGGGGUGAUGUGGCCUGCCUUCGAGCCCCAAAGUGCGCCUUGGCGAAGUCUUCAGAACAGAAGCAGGAGGAUGUUGAGGAGCUGCUGAAAGUGCUCUUAGGUUUCAUCCAGCGCUUCAGCGGCAGGGCGCAUUGCUUCUUUGAUCUGAAGCCGCACCUAUGUUACCUUUCAGCCGCGGAUGCCUUGCCCUUGCUCACUGGAGCCGGACAGGGACGAGAGGCUGUGGUGCUCACUGCGCGGCUGCGGCGUGCAUUUCGCCGCCACGACGGGGCGGCUGGAGCCGAAUGCGCUGCAGAGGUCUUAGAAGCACGUCGCCUGGUCGAGAGCUGGCAGGAUUUGGGAGGCUUUGAGGGUGGACCGGAUGCACUUCUGCAAUUGGCAGUCGUGGCUCUCCUAGAGGCGGAUCGUGCAGCAGAUCCGGCCAAGGCCCCGGGUCGACAGCACCUGUUGGACGCGAUCGGGCUGGCGCAGAUGGCAUUGGCUCAACAACCUCACGUCUUCGGGUUCAAGGUCCUUCUGAUGUUGCUCUACAACGCCCUAGACCUGCCCGUCCUGAUGAUGAAGUUGUAUAGCACCAUGGACAUCAAGAAUAUCCAGGCGUCCCCCACAUUGUGCACGGGGGAAAUUGACGUGGGCUGGGUAGAUGAGCAUCUGCAGACGGCCCUUUUUGAAGCCCUCUGCACACCUGAGCCGCAGCCAGAGCCCACACCCGCCACACCCAUCUCGAGCCCAGCGCAGCCAGCGGCUGCUGCGACGCAGCCGGAAGAAAGCAACUUCGAGGACCUCUUUGAAAUCCUCCGGCAAGGCUUUGACGGGGACAGCAGUCGAGAAGCGACCGCGCCAGCGGCCCCCUCAACGGCAUCGAGGCCGUCCACGACGUUCUUUCCGCCCAGCGAUCAGGACCGAGAGCCCUCCGUAAAAACUGCGGCUGGGGCUUGCGGCUCUGGCUCGUCCAAGCGGAAAGCCGCGGAGCCAGGCUCCGCAGGCUCCGCGCCCGCGCGCCCGCGGCCCAGGUUGAAUGGUGGUCACAAGGCCUUGGUUCUGGCGCCAGCGAAUGAUGGCCCACCGCCACCCGAGAAGGUGUAUCAGAUGCCGAGCGCACCAUUCAUGGCUCCCACCUGGGUCCCCAUGGCUCCUGCUCCGGUGGCUCGAGUCUCGCAGCCGGCUGCGCCCGUGACGCCAGCGGUGCCGCUGCAGUUGCCGGCUGCGCCCGUGCCAGCGGUGCAAGCACCGGCAACACAGGUACAAGAGCAGCCGGCCCAUCACCAUCUCGACAUUGAGGAAAUGGUGAAACUUGAUCCUCUUUUCGCACAGGUCCUGCAAAGCCAGAGAAGACAGCAGUUGGGCUUGGACAAGCCACAGCUUCAGGAGUUCUUGUCCAAGACAAACUUGAUCAGUUUGGGCUCCUACUGCGCCGUUGCGAACACCUUUGAAUCCUUAGGGCUCAGAGAUGCUGCGGGACCCUUUGAUUGGAUGCGUAGCGACUGCCAGGGCAUCACACAUUUGGUGGAGAACGGCUUUGAGGACUUUCUGGAGUGGGACGGAACCAGCCACAAGAUUGGAAGCCUUGAUGUUUUUCCCAUGAAGUGGGGUGGCUCGUUUUGGCACCAUGACAUUCGAGACGCCAAGGUGCAGGAGACCUUCAAGAGACGAGCAGAUCGCUUUUUGAAGGCCAAGAACGAGAACCUGCUCUUCAUUCGAGUGGUGAAUGGCACACAGGAGUUGAGCCAGAUUAAAGCCCUACACGGCGCCCUGGUGCAACGUUUUGCCGAGAGCCACGUGCGGCUGCUGGUCUUGGUGGAUCUGCAAGACAGUGAACAAGACCUGAUGACGCAGGAACUGGGCCGAGAUGUGAUCUUCAGCUGCGUGCAUCACCAAUCCUGGGAGGGACCUUUGGAGGGAAGUCCAGAAGAACAGGCACGGCGAAGGCUUCAUAUCGCCAGCGAGGCCUAUGCACAGGCUUUGAUGCGGGCAUUGCACAUUUGGUGCAACUGUGGCACCUUUUCAGCCACCUGGCCCAGCGUCGCAGCCUUUACUCAGCACCUGGUGCCCUGGCUGGGCACCGAUCCACGGCGCGACAGCUUCCAGCCCUCGCGGCUCUCGCCACGCAGGGUCGUCACGGCCUUCAACGUGACGCUCAACGCGGCCACGUUGUACGCCGCCGGCGCGGCCGCAAACGUGGUCCAGAUGCCGCAGUAUAACCAGGUCGCCGAUGCAUAUCGCUUGCUUGACCUAUCUCUCAGUGCCAGCCGAAAGGAGGUGCAGAAGAAGUUCCGCAGCCUGGCUCGACAGUGGCAUCCGGACAAGGCGAGUGCAGAGCAGCUGGUCCGGUCCACGCGCAUGUUCCGGCGGCUCCAAGACGCCAAGGGCUUGAUUUUGUCCUGGCUGGAUCAGCGUUCCGUGCCACAAAUGGAGGAGUCGUCGGAGUCCUUCUGCUUCGAUACGGAGGACGAAUUUGAUGAGGACGCCUGGAGGCCACCCGAAGUGGUGUUGGGUGAGGCGGGAGAUGUCAUGGCCGAGUUCGAGCACGACGGAUCCGACAGCGAAUUGGAUCCCUUGGAACGUGAUGAAUUGAAGGCUGCAGGGGUUCAUCAAGCGAGAGGAGAUUCACCCGUGACGCAAUCCAGUGGUGAAGAAAGUGGUGGUGAAAAGGCUGACACGGCUUUGGCUCUGCGGAGUCGCGGGAUGAUCCGCACGCAGGAUGCUCCUUUAGUUCAGGCCACAGCGCUCAGCCACUUCAUGUCCCGAAAAUCGGAGGCCUCCAAGCUGUGUAGCGAGUGUUACAAGAACAAGGUCAGCAAAGGAUCUGACCUCUGCAUUUCCUGUGACCAGGAACACCGGGAAUUGCAGAAAUGUGGGCAUGAGAGCCUCUCCUACUUGGUGCUGGAUUCAUUGAGAGAUCCGGAAAAGCUGCAGCAGGUCUCCCGUAGCAUCCAAGCCUUUCACGAGGACUUGGACAAAGAUGGACAGGAUGCUUUGAAUGCGGCCUUUCAGAUGCAAGGACGACAUGAUGACUUUCUGAAAGGAUCUGAAGGAUGUGAAGGAUCUGAAGAAUCUGAAUUUCGCAAAAAACAAGCACCAUUUUAA